UCCGAUGUACGGGUGUGCCUAGCUCCACCUCCUGUCUUCGCAUUAACCAAUAAGGUCGAUGAUACCAGAUCAGGUUAGGUAGAGCCCCCUUGAAGGGUGCUGGGUUGCUCCGUGCCGUAGUGGUACGGGGUGGGUGGCGGGGGGCCUGUACUGGUCUGGUUGAGAAUUAGGAAGUGUAGGGGAGUGCAGGAGGAUGAUUGGCAGACUGUAGGAAGAGGAUUCGCACACACGCGUCAAUCAUAGCAAUAGAUAUACUGUACAUAAAUAAGGUGCUCAUCUUGGGGCUCACGCCUUGACAAGACAUGGAAGGGCCCUCACAGGAAGGUGACCUGCUCACUGUGAAGCACGAACUGCGGACAGCAAACUUAACAGGACACACAGAAAAAGUUGGCCUGGAAAACUUUGAACUCUUGAAAGUCCUUGGAACUGGAGCAUAUGGCAAAGUAUUUCUGGUGCGGAAAAUCAGCGGCCAUGACUCUGGGAAGCUUUAUGCAAUGAAAGUAUUGAAAAAGGCAACUAUCAUUCAAAAAGCCAAGACAGCUGAACACACAAGAACAGAGCGACAAGUUUUGGAACAUAUAAGGCAAUCGCCUUUCCUUGUUACACUUCAUUAUGCUUUCCAAACAGACACAAAACUUCAUCUCAUUUUGGAUUAUAUUAAUGGUGGAGAGCUCUUCACUCAUUUAUCCCAGAGGGAGAAGUUCACUGAAAAUGAGGUGCGGGUAUAUAUUGGGGAAAUUGUUCUGGCACUUGAACAUUUACAUAAGCUUGGAGUAAUCUAUCGGGAUAUAAAACUCGAGAACAUUCUUCUAGACUCCAGUGGACACGUGGUGUUAACAGAUUUUGGACUUAGUAAAGAGUUUCUGUCUGAUGAAAAUGAAAGGGCAUAUUCUUUUUGUGGGACUAUAGAGUAUAUGGCACCAGAGAUUGUAAAAGGAGGUGAUUCAGGACAUGAUAAGGCAGUAGACUGGUGGAGUUUAGGUGUCCUAAUGUACGAGUUACUGACUGGAGCAUCCCCUUUUACUGUUGAUGGAGAGAAGAAUUCUCAGGCUGAAAUUUCUAGGAGGAUAUUGAAAAGUGAACCCCCUUAUCCUCAAGAAAUGAGUGACUCUGUAAAAGACCUAAUUCGGUGCCUUUUACUAAAGGAUCCCAAGAAACGAUUGGGAUGUGGAGCAGAUGGAUGUAAUGAAAUAAAAAAACAUCCCUUCUUUAAGAGUCUUCAUUGGGAUGACUUGGCUGCUAAAAGAAUACCUGCACCAUUUAAACCCAUAAUUAAAGAUGAAUUGGAUGUUGGAAAUUUUGCAGAGGAGUUUACAGAAAUGGAUCCCACAUACUCCCCUGCUGCUUUGCCUAUGAACGCAGACAGGAUAUUUCAGGGCUAUUCUUUUGUUGCACCUUCUAUUCUGUUUAAGCCCAAUGCUGCUAUAGCAGAUCCUUUGCAGUAUCAUUUCGGAAUUGAACGUCCUGGCAUUACAUCUAUAGCAAGGAGUGCAAUGAUGAAGGACUCUCCUUUUUAUCAGCAUUAUGAACUGGAUCUUAAAGACAAACCACUGGGUGAGGGAAGUUUUUCCAUAUGCCGCAAAUGCUUGCAUAAAAAAACAAACCAAGAUUAUGCAGUGAAAAUCAUCAGCAAACGUAUGGAAAGCAACACUCAGAGAGAAAUUGCAGCCAUGAAGCUUUGUCAGGGUCACCCAAAUAUAGUGAAAUUGCAUGAUGUUUUCCACGAUCAGCUUCACACAUUCUUAGUGAUGGAGUUACUGAAAGGAGGUGAAUUAUUUGAACGCAUCAAGAAAAAGAAAUUAUUUAGUGAGACAGAAGCCAGUUAUAUCAUGCGCAGACUUGUCUCAGCUGUCAGUCAUAUGCACGACGUUGGAGUAGUCCAUAGAGAUCUGAAGCCUGAGAAUUUUCUGUUUACAGAUGAAAGUGAUAACUCUGAGAUAAAAAUAAUAGAUUUUGGAUUUGCUCGAUUAAAGCCACCCGACAAUCAGCCACUGAAAACUCCAUGUUUUACUCUUCAUUAUGCUGCACCCGAACUUUUGAAUGAAAGUGGCUAUGAUGAAUCAUGUGACUUGUGGAGCCUGGGAGUCAUUUUAUAUACCAUGCUGUCGGGUCAAGUGCCCUUCCAGUGUCAUGGAAAGACCUUACAAUGUGCAAGUGCUGAAGAUAUAAUGAAGAAAAUAAAGCAAGGCGACUUCGCAUGUGAGGGUGAAGCUUGGAAAAAUGUGUCCCAGGAGGCCAAAGACUUGAUACAAGGGCUACUCACUGUGGAUCCUAAUAAACGAAUUAAGAUGUCAACUUUAAGAUACAAUGAGUGGCUCCAAGAUGGCAGCCAGCUUUCUUCCAACCCACUUAUGACACCAGAUAUUCUAGGUUCAGCAGGAGCUUCUGUGCACACUCAUGUGAAAGCUACAUUUCACGCAUUUAACAAGUACAAGCGAGAAGGAUUCCGUCUCCAGAAUGUAGACAAAGCACCACUGGCAAAGCGCAGGAAAAUGAAGAAGACCAGCACAAGCACAGAAACACGAAGCAGCUCCAGUGAGAGCUCACACUCCUCCCACUCACAUGGCAAAACCUCACCUGCAAAAAUGUUGCAGCCAGCUAAUCCUUCUGAGAGCAAUAACCCAGAGGCUAUCUUCCAGUUUGCAGACUAGAAAAGGAGGACAUCCUCUGAUUUUAACAAAAUAUAUGUUCUUGGGGAAACAAUCUGUUCAAUAAGCUGCGAUACACACCAUUUUCUGAGUGUUCGCAAGUAAAAGAUGACCCAGUUUGUUUUAAUAUCCUGCAAUUUCUUAAGAACCCUUAAUAGUGCAGGGUUUUUUGCAGGAUUGUUGAGGCUUGAUAUGGAAGGCUAGGGUAUGGUUCAGUACACCUUCCCUGAUCUUUCUUCCAGUGUAAAAGGAAACAUCUUAAAGUUUGUUCACCAAGGGCUGCUGUGAACAAUCGCACUUUUUGCCUUAUAUAACCACUUUGCUGCCAGUACAACCCCUUAAUGCAGUGCUGAGGUUUGUAUGGUCUAUUAAGAGCGAUUGUCAAACUUGUGGCUUCUGUUUAGAUGCCAUAUUUUAACUAUGUAGUUUCUUAUAUAACUUGGAGAAAAUUUGAUAUACUAUAACAGGUGGCAAUAUCCUAUUUAUUUAUUUUGCCCCUUUUAAUAAUACAUAGACAAGUCCUUGAUUUCACAAACAGAAAGCUGCUCAAAGUUGAGUGGUGCCUACAAUGUUUUUUAUCCUCUUUGCUCUUUCCACUAAAACAGCUCUAGAGCAAAAAAUCAUAUUUAUAAAAAAUCAUAUAUUCUACUGCCUGAAAGCAAUUCACCAUAUAUUAGUUUAUUUUUAUUUUCUUUUUAAUGCCCUGUUCUUACAGAAGAGGUUGCAGUCAUUCUAUAAUAUAAAGUGGUCAGAUUAAUUGAAACCCUGUUCUAAACAUAUAUGCAUUUUAUGCUUGUUUUUUUUACAUAAUUACAGUUGUAUUUUUUUUAUAGCCUUGCACUGUGAGUUCCAAUAACCUUUUAUUUAUUUUUUCCUCUAAAAAAAGGCACUUUUUACUAAGAAAGGUUUAGAUCGUUUCUUUUGUACUUAUAAAAGUCCAGUAGUUUCUGUACUGUAAUGGGAAUAAUAGUGGGAACGUAAAACAUUGGACUAUAGAUAAAAAUCAUCGUAGCAAUAUUUAUUGCAGGUUUCUUAGAGGGGAUAAUAAUAUAAACAUUUGAAAACCCCUAAUAUAUGUAAUGAAAAAUAUGUAUAAUUUAUUGGAAAAAUUACAUUUUAUUGGGAAAUUCACUUUUUAGGGUUCUUGAGCCCAGGUCAUGUUUAAUAUAAAUAGAUAAAAAUAUAUGCAAUUGCAUAACAAACAAUACUGCAAUAAAAGCAGGACUUCUGCUCCAGAGAGAGAACUUUUUCUCCCAGUGGAAGGAGUAUGGUGUAUCCGUUUGUCAUUUUUCAUAUUUUGGUGUCACUGGCCCUAAAAAAGGUGCACUACAUAAAUGUGUGACGCAGCUUCUGUACGUUAUCCAUUUGUGUGGUAACAUGAUGCAUGUGUCAUGCACAACAGAUCUGCAUAUUUGUAGUGAUACAUCCAUCUACGUUUAUAUAUUUGUAUUGUCUAGGUUACAUUUAGAAUAAGAAACAUUUUUAGUCUUGUUAGUGCAACAAUAAAAGUACCUUAUGGGUUCCAGUGUACCUUGUGAAUAGCUUUGCUACAGAGGAAAUUAAUAUUGUCUAUGCAAAGUUAUUAUUGAAUAUUUUAGUAAUCUCUAUUUUGAGAUUUAACUUUCACUUUUCUACAAAGCCACUAGUUGUGGUGUUUAAAUAGUGUAUCUAUAUAUUUGGAAGAAUUCUAUACAAAUGAGUAGUUUUUAAAUGUUGUCUUUUUGUGGAUUACUUCAAAGACAUUUUAGAGGGAACACAUGCCCUUCAUUAAAGAGUUGUUUUCUAGUCAUUCUUUUAUAACCCCUAAGAACCAGAUGAAGUACUGUGUUGGGAGUUUCAUGUUUGGACUGGCAGCUGUGAAUGUGCUUUUUAGCCUUGCUUUAUUUUGCAAAUUGUUAAGGCUGGAGUAUUUUGUAGGCUAGGCAAGUGACCGUUAUUGGUUAAGUGGGGGUAGUUUCUAGAACAAAACCUUUUAGCCUCUUGCACUGUAUAAGGAAUUAAACAUUUCUGGUGAUGCAUAAUCCACAGGCACCUGUUGAUGAAUGUUUCAGACUUUACAUGAUCUGCCUAUAAGGCAGAUAUGUGUAACUUUUUUUAAUUUACAUUAUUUGUUUCGACAUAUCGUGCAUAAAAUGAG
Messenger RNA from Xenopus laevis (African clawed frog), 4785 nucleotides. It is a transcript of the gene rps6ka5.L, whose product is annotated as ribosomal protein S6 kinase, 90kDa, polypeptide 5 L homeolog. The transcript is spliced from 17 exons. Gene Ontology annotation, cellular component: nucleus. Gene Ontology annotation, molecular function: nucleotide binding; transferase activity; kinase activity. NCBI's taxonomy places the organism in Eukaryota, Metazoa, Chordata, Amphibia, Anura, Pipidae. The record is from RefSeq and is a predicted model, not a curated record. The coding region runs from base 303 to 2651 and encodes 782 amino acids. Gene Ontology annotation, biological process: intracellular signal transduction; regulation of DNA-templated transcription.